GAGCAGGGAUGCGUUGAAAUAGGCUCGGGCAGGUCCGGGAGCCGCCGCCUUGUGCCGCCCGUGCGGAGCCGCGGCCGCGCUGCCCUCACACGCCGGCUGCUGCUCGGCCCCGCGUGUCCUGCGAGCCGCCCCUCGCCGCCAGACCCCUCCAAAGGGCUCCUCCAGCACAAGGGGAUGCUCGGAAAUGAUUUAAAGGUGAAAAUGAGAAGGUUUCCACCCCUCAAACCUUGGCCACUUUUCUGACGGCAGUCUGAGAGCUCAGAUGUCUUCUUUACUCUGGAAACAGGAUUUGUAACGAAAGAGAGAUUUUUUUUUUUCUUUUUUUUUCUACUUUUAAUCCUGAUAAAGAAGAUUAUUGGGAAGCUAUAAAAAAAUCCCUUAUUGUGGUACAGAUGGAUUUAAAAAAGUAUUAGAUCUUUCCGAUGAACACUACUAGAGUGCUCUGCUCCUGGUUGGAUUACUCAGAGAAUGGCAGUGGUCUCUGCAAUGUCCUGGGUCCUGUAUUUGUGGAUAAGUGCCUGUGCAAUGCUGCUCUGUCAGGGGUCCCUCCAUCACACUUUCCAGCAGCAUCACCUGCACAGACCAGAAGGAGGAACGUGUGAAGUUAUAGCAGCACACAGAUGCUGUAAUAAGAAUCGAAUUGAGGAAAGAUCACAAACAGUAAAAUGCUCCUGUCUACCUGGGAAAGUGGCUGGGACUACAAGAAACAGACCUUCCUGUGUUGAUGCUUCUAUAGUGAUUGGGAAGUGGUGGUGUGAGAUGGAGCCCUGCCUAGAAGGAGAGGAAUGUAAGACAUUGCCUGAUAAUUCUGGAUGGAUGUGUGCAACUGGCAAUAAAAUCAAGACCACCAGAAUCCACCCAAGGACUUAACAGAGCGCCCACGUCUGCACGGAGACAGUGAAAGCCCUGCUGAUUUAUGAGGACAAAGUAUUGAAAGUUUAAAACCAUCUCAGCAUUUCCAAGCCAAAUGGAUUUCUUAUUUGCACUUUGACUGUUUACCAGAAAACAACAGUGGCUUUACUGUGUGAAAGAAAGGAUUCGGUGGAAAUAAUGGCCCUGAUUUUUGACAGCUGAAAAUAAAAAAAAUGAAGAAAGUGGUUCCUUUGCUAAAGUUUCUGAGAUUGCAAAGUAAAAGCAACAGUAUAAGUUUGGAUCUACAAUUUACUUUAUACCAGUUAAAGUAUAUAUAUAUAUAGAAAUAUAUAUAUAUUAAUAUAUGAUAUUUUGAAAUAAAAGCCUCACUCUUCAAGAAAUUGAAUAGUACCACACUUUGCUGCAGCUGCUGUAUUUUUUUUUUCUUUUUUUGCAAUGGUCUGGAAGUUCCCUACCUGUUUGAGAGAGAAAUGUGGCAGUGAAGAGGCAAAGCAAACCUGCUGUGGUACAAGGACGCCUAAGAGCUACACGAAUCCUACUGAUGCAGCAUCCAGAGCUUCCUGUUCCCUUCGGCAGAAUUUUGAGGGCAUUUGUUGUUCCACUUUGUGUUCUGGAGGCUUUUCCCCUUGUGCAAUACUAGCAUGCUGGCUUUGCUUCAUUAACCAUACUUGAUUGAUAUAUAACGAUGAUAAUUCUAUCCUCCUCCAGGAAAAUAUUUUUAGAGCUGUUAGAUAUUCCAUGAAGAAGAGAUGGACAACUACUGAGUGAAGUACAGUAUGUAUUCAAAGUUUAUUUGGCAGAGUUUGGUAGACUGUGAGCUCCCUUCUUAUUAAAGAUGUACUGUACGUACAAUGUCUUCAGACUUUGUAUAGCUCCUAGAGACUCAGUAAAGACCCAGUAAGCACCUCCAAAGCUUUGCAUUGUUGGCUCACUAAUUCUUUGAAACAACAACAAAGCUUCUUCCUUCCAGACUGGCACAUGAGGGGAGUUUUUCAUAUGGUUUGGUGUU
Messenger RNA from Haemorhous mexicanus (house finch), 1882 nucleotides. It is a transcript of the gene TAFA1, whose product is annotated as TAFA chemokine like family member 1. The transcript is spliced from 5 exons. The record is from RefSeq and is a predicted model, not a curated record. Gene Ontology annotation, biological process: neuroblast differentiation; regulation of neuroblast proliferation. NCBI's taxonomy places the organism in Eukaryota, Metazoa, Chordata, Aves, Passeriformes, Fringillidae. Gene Ontology annotation, molecular function: receptor ligand activity. The coding region runs from base 469 to 870 and encodes 133 amino acids.